Messenger RNA from Electrophorus electricus (electric eel), 2615 nucleotides. It is a transcript of the gene dnm1l, whose product is annotated as dynamin 1-like. Gene Ontology annotation, cellular component: microtubule; mitochondrion; membrane. Gene Ontology annotation, molecular function: GTPase activity; GTP binding; microtubule binding. Gene Ontology annotation, biological process: endocytosis; intracellular distribution of mitochondria; peroxisome fission. The record is from RefSeq and is a predicted model, not a curated record. Lineage: Eukaryota; Metazoa; Chordata; Actinopteri; Gymnotiformes; Gymnotidae.
CGUGGUUUCAUGGCCAGAGCUGUUAAUGGUGGCUCUGUAAGGGACAUUGUAUGACUUUGUCCCGUGUAUUGCGGGGUGGUUGACCAAGAAGACCAUUCGUUUAGACAGGCAGCAAUUGCCAAAAACAAUGGAGGCUCUUAUUCCAGUCAUUAACAAGCUUCAAGACGUGUUUAAUACAGUGGGGGCAGAUAUCAUACAGUUGCCGCAGAUUGCGGUGGUUGGAACGCAGAGCAGUGGGAAAAGCUCCGUGCUGGAGAGCCUGGUGGGUAAAGACCUCUUGCCCCGUGGCACGGGUAUUGUCACGCGCAGGCCUCUCAUCCUGCAGUUGGUGCAUGUGGACCACGAAGAUCGCCGGAAGACGAGUGACGAGAAUGACCCCAAUGCCUGGAAAAAUGGACGCCUUUACAAAGGUGUGGAGAGUGAAGAGUGGGGCAAAUUCUUACACACAAAAAAUAAGCUUUACACAGAUUUUGAUGAAAUCAGACAAGAAAUUGAAGCUGAAACAGAGAGAAUUUCUGGCAACAAUAAGGGCAUUAGUGAUGAGCCCAUCCACCUAAAGAUCUUUUCCCCUCAUGUAGUUAAUCUUACUCUGGUGGAUCUGCCUGGCAUCACAAAGGUCCCUGUUGGUGACCAGCCCAAAGACAUUGAGAUUCAGAUCCGUGAGCUCAUCCUGAAAUACAUCAGCAACCCUAACUGCAUCAUCUUGGCAGUCACAGCUGCAAACACGGACAUGGCCACCUCUGAGGCCCUCAAAGUGGCCCGUGAGGUUGACCCCGAUGGCCGAAGGACACUGGCCGUGGUGACCAAGCUGGAUCUAAUGGAUGCUGGCACAGAUGCGAUGGAUGUCCUCAUGGGCAGAGUUAUUCCUGUCAAACUGGGACUCAUUGGAGUGGUCAACAGGAGUCAGCUGGACAUCAACACCAAGAAGUCCGUGGCUGAUUCUAUCCGUGAUGAGCAUGCUUUCCUCCAGAAGAAGUAUCCCUCCUUAGCUAACAGAAAUGGAACCAAAUACCUGGCCAGAACGUUGAAUAGGCUUCUGAUGCACCACAUCCGGGACUGCCUGCCCGAGCUGAAGACACGCAUCAACGUCCUGGCGGCGCAGUACCAGUCUCUGCUCAGCAGCUACGGCGAGCCAGUGGAGGACAAGAGCGCCACCCUGCUGCAGCUUAUUACCAAGUUCGCCGCUGAGUACUGCAACACUAUCGAGGGAACAGCCAAACACAUCGAGACCGCUGAGCUGUGUGGUGGGGCCAGAAUUUGCUAUAUUUUCCAUGAGACGUUUGGUAGGACACUGGAGUCGGUUGACCCUCUUGGUGGGCUCACGACCAUAGAUGUGCUCACAGCAAUCAGAAAUGCUACGGGGCCACGUCCUGCUCUGUUUGUGCCGGAGGUGUCGUUUGAGCUGCUGGUGAAGAGGCAGGUGAAGCGUUUGGAGGAGCCUAGCCUGCGGUGUGUGGAGCUGGUGCACGAGGAGAUGCAGAGAAUCAUCCAGCACUGCAGUAACUACAGCACACAGGAGUUACUGAGGUUUCCAAAGCUUCAUGAUGCCAUAGUAGAAGUGGUGACGUCGCUCCUGAGGAAAAGACUUCCCAUCACUAAUGAGAUGGUUCACAAUUUGGUGGCUAUUGAAUUGGCGUACAUCAACACCAAGCAUCCGGACUUUGCUGAUGCAUGUGGACUAAUGAACAACAAUAUCGAGGAGCAGAGGCGUAACAGAAUGAGAGAGCUUCCCUCGGCGGUACCACGUGAUAAGACUCUGAAGGGUCCCGGUGGGCAGUCUCUGUCCCCUAGCGAGCCACCCCUGGCUGAGGGCGAUGCCCCCAAGGGAGACCAGGAGGCAGGCGCAGGGAGCUGGAGGGGCAUGCUGAAGAAAGGGGAGGAGAGCCAGACGGAGGAGAAGCUGAAACCACAGGGGCCUGUCCCAGCCAGCCCUCAAAAAGGACAUGCCAUCAACCUGCUGGACGUGCCCGUCCCUGUUGCCAGGAAACUGUCUGCCCGAGAGCAGAGGGACUGUGAGGUCAUUGAAAGGCUCAUCAAGUCCUACUUCCUCAUCGUGCGCAAAAACAUUCAGGACAGUGUGCCCAAGGCUGUGAUGCACUUCCUGGUGAACCAUGUGAAGGACAGCCUGCAGAGUGAACUGGUGGGACAGCUGUAUAAAUCAGGGCUGUUGGAUGACCUGCUCACCGAGUCGGAGGACAUGGCCCAGCGCCGCAAAGAGGCUGCAGACAUGCUGCAGGCCUUGCAGAAAGCCAGUCAGGUCAUUGCGGAGAUCCGGGAAACGCACCUGUGGUGACGACUUCUACCUGCUGCCUAGCCCUGCCCCUGCCCCCCACUGUCUGGACCUUGCAGACAGCCAACUUGAAAAUGCACUGGUGUUAGUUUUCUGUGUGUGGAUAAUAGUUUUGUCACAUGCUAUGGACUCUCAUUUGAUGUACUCGAGGACACAGAAUGUUUUGUCACACCAACACAGCGUUGUCUUUCAUCACCUUAAGUAUGUAAACAACCAUGUAAGCCUCUUUUUCCUGCAGCCCAGGGAAGCAACGUGUCCCUGAUAGAGCUUCAAUUAAAAGUAGUAAUGUAAAAGAAUAAAAUAAUGAAAAGAACACAUCUGUUUU